CAGGUAUCGGAAGGUGUUGGCCUCAUUAUCUCGUGAGUGCAGGAGUGUGGAGAGAACCUUCACCCCCACAUCUCCUGCACUCUUUGUUAUUUUUUGUUAGAACUUUGUCUCACUCUGACGAUGGAUAAAGAGUGCAAUGAAUGCACAGUUUACACGGUUUUUUAAGUAAUUGAGGUCUACCAGUACCACGUUGAACUUGAACAAGUAUCUUCCUUUUAUUUCCUUGCGAAGGUGUGAAAAUGAUGAGGAUGAAGCUUUUCUGACUUGACGCGAAAACCAAUACUCGUGCAGCAAGAAUGCUGGCUCCUUGCCGAGGAGGCCGACACUGGUUGGUUUUUAUGGUGGAUGGUGUUUUUGAGCGUAUAAUCACCUUUCGUUUUUGAGGAGGGAUACCUAUGCCUAUGGUAUAUAAUUUUCUAAGAGCAGAACAAUGUCAACGGGGAGCGCGGCGCAACGGAACCAUCUUCACUAGUUUGGUGAACACAACAACGAUGAGUAGAUGAAAGUACUUCUUAGCUACGAGGUGGCUCUAAAAAUUUCUUCUAUGCGCUACUUUUGCUGUCAACAUCCGUAGUGGAUGUUGCCAAUGCACGACUGCGGACCCCAAGUGAAGGUUGCCGCGUAAUGUGCUGUCUUCCAGGACCGCGAAUACCGCCUGUGCCUAGUAUCGAUCCUACGUAUCUGACAAUCUGCGUUGACCAAGAAGCGUCCCAAAACGCGCACUAUCGCCCUCGAGAGCAAACACGCGAAUGUCGUCGAGGAUCGGGCGAUCAAGAGAUAUGAUACUUCUCUCGAUACAAAUUGACUUCGACUGUCGGUGGAUCAUAGAUUUCUUUCGCGGACAGAGACACUUGCACUUCUUGGACUUGAAGAUGUUGAAAAAUGUCUACAAGAUGAACUACUUCAAGCACGGUAUCUGUAGUCUUAGUCUAGGAUCGCUGUUGCUCUAAGUACGACCAGAAGCCGCGACUGCAGUUAUUGGACCAGUCCGUAUGAGUGGAUUGACGUCUGUGGGUGCCGUUUGUGCACUAUCCUCAAUCGUGAAGGCGCUGGCUUCGAUGGGCUGGCCGAAUGUUGUUUUUACCUAAGUUUUGUCGAAGUAGCAGCCUCUUAUUAUGGAAACUACUACUAGAAGUAGUAGUAGAAGUAGAUGAACUUGAAGUAGAAUCUUCAGAGCAAGUCGCACUCGUUAUGAAGUAGUUCUAGAAUCAGAGCAAGUCGUAGUCGAACAUAGACCCCCCGAACACUCCAAACAUGCUUUAACUUUAAGGUUCACUCUGUCUCUGCGUAGUAUUGUGCUGAAUACUUGGUUCCUAUGUGUAAGAAAAACACAAAGAAUGCAAGGAGAUACACGUCCUGCCUUUACAACCUUGUUAUAGCACGAUUUAAUAUGGUAAAUGCAAGAUGAAAAUUUGAAAAAGUCAGUUCACAGUUACUUGAUGCUUUCACUUCGUCUUGGCGCUGUCAUUCUGGCCUUCGCCAUUUGCGGCCGUGCGGCCUAUUG
Messenger RNA from Amoebophrya sp. A25, 1504 nucleotides. Lineage: Eukaryota; Dinophyceae; Syndiniales; Amoebophryaceae. The record is from the annotation of a GenBank genome assembly.